AUGAAAGCCAUUAAUAUAAUAUUAAUAAUAUUAUUAAUAUCAAGUUUAAUAUGUAUAAAUGGAGUUGAUGUAUCAAUGUAUGAAGGGUUUGCAUUUAUUGGAUCCAAUACCAACUCGAAAAUGCCAUUUGCGACACUCAUGUCAAAGCCCAAUCGAACAUUGCCAUACUCUUGGACCAACCAAUACCGCAUUGUACAGGUGUUUACAGAUUCUACCAAACUCUAUGGUACCAGUGUAGCUGUUGGUCCUGGAUCCUAUGCCAAUGGAACUCAAGUGGUCUUGGGAGCUGUAGGAUCACCCAAUGAAAAUACAGUCUACAUUUACAAUGUCGAACAAUGUAGUAAUAAUACCAAUUGUGAUCCAAUAUUUACUUUUCAAGAUGUUGCCAAAAGUAAAAAUUCAACUACCAAAGACACAAAACUAUCAAAGAAAGAAUUUGCAUGUACUAUUGGUGGUAUCAUUGGUAUUGGUCAGAAUUUUAUAGUUUCAACAUGUCAAAAUGAUUUAAUGUCUACUAAAAAAUCAUCAUCUCCAAUUGUAUUUUGUUUUAUUGAUAUGGAUCAAAUAAUACCAAAUUCAAGUAAAAAUUGUACAAUUAUUACACCAUAUGAAAGUGAUUUUAAUCCAUGUCCAAGAGAAAGAGGACAGUUGUAUGUAACAGCUGUUGACAUUCAUAAAACAUAUGUGUCAUUUUCCUAUUGUGCAGUUUGCAUGUCUCCAUCAAGUUCAAAAAUUGCAGUACAAUAUCAAACUGCCUUUGAAGUAUUAAAUGUUACCAGUCCUGGAAAUAUCAAAAAAUUGGCUACUCUAACAACCAAUAGAACAAAUUCAUGUCCAACAUCAAUAGCAUUAGAAUAUAAUUGGGUAGUUUUGGGAUAUGCAGAGGAAUCGGCAAUUGAUUUAUUUACCAAAAUAUCGGUACCAGGAAAUAAUUCAUUUGAAUUUUUCGAAACGAUUGAAUCUAGUGUUGGUGGAUUUGGAUCAGAUGUUACGUUGGGAGAUAGUUUAUUGGUGGUUGCCACACCGGGUAGUACAAAGAAUCAAGAUAUAACUGCUACUGUAGUGUUUUAUGAAUUGUAUGUCGACGCCAAUGGCACUUCACGAAGAGCAUCGAUAGAGGCAACCAUACCAAAUCUCAAUUAUGAAACAGUCUAUGAAUAUGGAUACCAAAUAUCAUACUAUGGAGAUGAAUUGGCAGUUAUUAGCUCUGAUUCUUCUGGAUCAAGACUUGGAUUCAAUGUCUAUCCAGUGUGUCCAUAUGGUAUGGAGUGGUCAACUAAAUUCUCAAAAUGCUCCAUGUGUCAGGCUGGUCAAUUCAAGUCGGUCUCUAACCCUGCUGCCAAUGCAUCGUUUGAAUUGUGUUAUCCGUGUCCUGGUGGAUUCUAUACGGGACCAGUCAUGGGUAUUGCCAGUGAAAUCGAAUGUAGAAUGUUUAAUUGCUCAGAUGAAGAGUUUUGCCCCGAAGGUAGUAUCUAUCCACUAGCAAAUCUCCUCGUUCAAACCAAUUCAAACUCGAUUCCAAACCCAAUCUCUACCGAUGAAUUGGAUUUUGAAAGCACAUUUUAUAACUCUUAUCCAUGGUUCCUCAUCAUUUUAGGGUUUGCCGUCAUCUUUACCACGUUUCUCUGUUUCCCAUGGCCAACGUACAACAAGAUACAAGGUAAACUCAUCAAACUCUUGCUCAAACUCAACUUUUACGAUUGGGAUGGCGAAGAAAUGACAGAAGAGGUAGAUUAUUUGGAACGUGCUCAGAAUACAUCGAUCAAUGGUGGAACCAUGCGAGAGUCGAUGGCACCAUUUGGACAGAGAUCCUCCAAACGAGGUAUCUUUAUCAGAAAACGUCGUACCAAAGUCAGACCACAAAAGGCAGUUGAAUCGUUUUGUUCCUACUACUUUUUACUCGUGCUUGGUUUGAUGAUCCUGUUUAUCGUUCAAUUCCAAAAGGUAAACUCUGAUCUUUCCAUCGACCUUCGUGCCUAUGGACAGACAUCGACCGAUUUGGAUCUCAAAGGAAGGUACACUGAAUUGCAGUACCUACGAAUCAUUGACAUAUCACCACUCGUCAUCACAUUGGAUCUGUAUGGAUAUUCUGGUCAGUGUAUCACUGAAGAGAUUGGAUUGGAAAUCAAUGGAUGUCAAACUAUAAAUUAUAUGGGAACUUGCGAGUAUGACCUCAAAGUUGAACUUAUCAAUAUUAAUGGUACUACAGAUUCAUCUGAUCAAUCAUCAAAUGAUUCUAGUAAUGAAAGUAGUGAACAAGGUGGUGGUAGUAGUAGUACUGAAAGUAGUAGUAGUAGUAGUGAUUCUUCAGAUUCCUCUUCAUCUGAUUCUUCCUUUUCAUCAUCCUCUUCAUCAUCUUCUUCAGAUAUACCUGUAAAUGGUGGAAAUUUAAGACAACGAUCAAUGGUUGGUACAUCAAUUAAUCAAACAUGUAGAAUUACAGUAUUAUUUGACAAGGGAUCAGAAUAUUCAGAUUUAUCAUCGUAUGCAAUCAAGAUUGUUCCAACCAACAAUUAUUACUUUUAUGCUCAAAGACUUGUUUACAAUGUAUCGACUGCCAACAAUGAAACAAUGAUUGCACAAGGAAACUCAUAUGUUAGUGGUAUUGUUCAACCACCCAAAUAUAUGAUUCUCAGACCCAGCGCUGAAGUCACUAUUUUAUCAAUGCUUACAUUCAUGACGGAUUGUAGUAUCCAUUCGUCGAGCGAUGACUUUACACUUGUCAGACCAAUGGUUGAAAAGUGUGAGUUUGACAAACAAUCCUACAAGGAUUACUCAUUCAUCUCCAAUGCCACCUCUUAUUUGGAACCAAAGGAUUACCACGAUGCAGAUCCCUCAUUCACAUUCCAAGUCAACAUUGAAAAGAGUGUAUUCUUUAGAUACGUAACAUCAUCACAUAGUGUAUCAUUUGGUCAAAUCAUAACGGUCAUUAUGUUUUCCAUUCUAGAUGUAUUUUGGGUUAUCGAAGUCAUUGUUCCAGUUGUCCAAACAAUCGUUGCACUUUUAGAAAACGCUUCAAAAAGAGCUAAAAGAAAAGAAUAUGAUGAAAUAGGAGUAAAACCUUACAAUGAACUUGAAGAAAGAUCAAGUUUAGUUCAAAGUUUAAAUUGA
Messenger RNA from Cavenderia fasciculata, 3111 nucleotides. RefSeq lists its product as uncharacterized. The transcript has 3 exons. The record is from RefSeq and is a predicted model, not a curated record. Bases 1 to 3111 code for a protein of 1036 amino acids. Lineage: Eukaryota; Evosea; Eumycetozoa; Acytosteliales; Cavenderiaceae.